GGGAAGCGCGCGAAUAUUUUGUGGCGCAUGGGUGGAGAAAACUUUGGGAAAGGAUCUGGCGCUUUCGCGUAGUAUCAGAGGUUUAUCUUCGACGUGUAUAGUAUAUCGAUAGUGCGUAGAGGAACACACCAUGUUUGCAGCUCGUUCUACUCCCGCUUCGGCUCGUAGGCCAACGGCGGUGCCAGUAGCUGCUAGAAAGAUGAAUGUGACAGCGACGCCUGCAGCACUGCUUCUCUCCCCCGCUCGGAGAUCUUCGUUAACCGCCAGAGCUGCAACUCCGACCAGAGUGCAGAGCCAGACGCCUGCGGAGUCGGUCAAUUUUGACGUGCAGACUUUUGGCUCCUCUUUGCCCGUUAAGGUCAUGGAGGCUUUGACAAUGGCAGACGUGACCAGUGACCAGAUUUCAGUCAAGGUAGAGGAAAGUGGCUGGGCUUGGAUGGUGUGUGGCGAGAGACUAAUCAUCUGGAAGAUCAGUCAGACUGCGGUGGCCAAGCUGUCCGUCUGUAAAGAUCUUCAGUUGUCCGCGAGUCAGUUUAUGUACUCUGCAGACUUGAUCGCCAUCUCGUCUUCAAACCCGCUAGAAACAGCUCCUAUUCAGUCAGUCUCAGUCAUGGCAGUUUCUCCUGAAGGAACAGUACGGUAUUGGCCCAGCCUGGCACAUGAAACCAUGUAUGCGGAGUGUGUAGCAGACCUGGGUGGCAAUUUCUGCAACUUUCUUAAACCUGUGAAGGGAAACAGUUUUGUCCUUUCAUCCUGCAAAAGUCAGCUACUGCGUUUGGGAGUGGACAGUUCAGGGAAACUCCAGCAGAGACCACUGCAGCAAGGACAGGGGGUCCUGUCUGGAAUUGGUCGACGUGUCUCCACCCUCUUCGGCAUUUUGGCCCCUCCUGUUGACUCUGUUCUGUAUAGUCUGCUGUGGGAUCAGGAGAAUGGCUGCCUCUAUUCUCUGACAAGCUGUACCCUCAGCAAGUGGGAAGUGGAUGAGACCUCUGAGCAUCAGAUUCUGAAUUGGGACCUCAACCGAAACCUCAGGGAGAACAUCAUAGAUGCAAUCUGGGGCUCUGAAAGUAACUACGAAGAAAUCAAGGAGGGUGUGAAUGUGAUGUAUCUUGACUUGAAGCUUAGCCAGGAAGGGCUCGUUUUGCUGGCAGUGGCCUGGCAUCCAUCUGACAGCCCCUGCCUGGCCUAUUACUGCCUGAUCACCUUGCAAGAGAAUGACUCGCGUGUGGCAGAUAUGUUCUCUGUAGAAGUCACCAAAUACAACCCGGUCUUUCAGAGUGAAGAGGAUCUUCAGAUGGUUAGAGUGUUGUUACCUCACUCCUCGAGCCCAGUAGCAUAUCUUUACAGAGAAGACCUGGUGUACGUCUGCUCCACGGGCACCGGAAGGGCUAGACUGCCUGAGGAGAAAAUCUCCUUCAGUUCUCCAGGAGAUCGUCUCCUGGGUGCAGGAUGCUGUGCAGAUUUGCCAGUGUUUUUCUCUCAGAACAGUGGCCUUAUAGCUGUAGUGGCCCAGGAGAAAAUCUCUGUCCUGCCAGAGACCAUGGAAGAUUCGCUGUCGUCCUCGCUGUCAGCAGUCAUUCCAGAGGGAGCUGCUCUGGAAGCUUCAAGGACAGAGACUGUUGCACAAGAAGACAAAACUAAGCUUCUAAAAGCUGCGUUCUUGCUGUUUUGUCGGAAAGAUCUUCUUGGGGCCCAAGUGAUGACUGAUGAACUUUUCCCCUCUGGUGGUGAUGGGGAGACUGAUGCUGACAUGGAUGAAGUGGUAAUGCGCAUUAACCUUGAUCUGGUGGAUGAUUACCCUGCCUCAGACCCCCGGUGGGCUGAGUCUGUGCCUGACGAGAAUGCUGGAUUCACACUUACAUCCCUUAUCCUUCUCCAUCAGUUAGAGGACAAGAUGAAAGCACAUAGCUUUUUCAUGAACUUUCUCCAGCAGGUCGGCCUCCUGGAACGUUUGAAUGCCGUGACUGUACGCUCGGCGCCCAUGGCCACGCGGCUAGCCCUAUGUGAGCAUGCUGAGAAACUGUCUGCAGCCAUUGUGCUAAAGAAUUACCACACAAAACUGCCUGCACUAGUCAACAGAGCCAUUAGUAGUGCCCUGAGGAAACGUGGGGCAGACGUGCCUGCUAGUCUCACUCCAGCAGAUGUUUUCUUCAGAGAGGUAUCCCAGGUUUCCUCAAUCUUUGAGAGCCUGCUGGAGGAGGAGGAAAGGUUGCUGAAGGAGUUCCCUGUAGACUCUGUGGAAUGGGCUGAGGCUGUGGUCAAUGUCAACAACAUUGUAAAGGACAUGCUACAAGCUGCAAGCCAUUACAGAGAAACCAAGGCUGAUUUAUACCGAGCUCCUGUAAAUGGCAAAACUGAGCCUGAAUACAUUCCCUGGACAGCAUCCAGUGGCCCUGGUGGAAUACGGACAAUUACCCUCCAGCAACAUGAGAUAAUCCUGAAGACUGUGUACCCACAUGCAGACACGGAGCUCCGCAACACCUUGAAUGAGCAGCUCAUGAUGCUGCUUGACUCUUUCCUGGGAGCUUACGUAGCACAGCUGAUGUCCUUGAAUCGGCCCAGUCAGCAAGAGCGUUACAACAGUCUGGAGAUGGAAUACACUCAGAAACGCUCAGAAGUUCUCGCACCACUCUUGGAACUUGGCCAGUACCAGUGGGUGGCAGUUCUGGCUGAGAAGUACUGUGACUUUGACAUGUUGGUGCAGUUGUGUGAGAAAACUGACAACCAGACCCGGUUACAGCGCUACAUGACCAAGUUUGCAGAUCAGAACUUUGCAGAUUUCCUGUUCCGCUGGUACAUGGAGAAGGGCAAAAGGGGAAAGUUACUUUCUCAGCCCAUCGCACAGCACCAGCAGCUUUCCAGCUUCCUGCAGGCCCAUGAGCACCUCAGCUGGUUACAUGAAGUCAAUGUUCAGGACUUUGAGAAGGCCCACCGGACCUUGUAUGGGUUAGCCAACAUGGAGACGAGGUACUUUGCUAAAAAGAAGACCCUGCUGGCGCUGAGCAAGCUUACAGCCUUGGCAGCUGACUUUUCAGAGAUUGUGCUGCAGAGGAAACUGGACGAUAUUUUGGAACAGGAGCGCUUCCUCCUUCACCAGGAAACUCUGCCCAAGCAACUGUUGGAGGAAGAGAAUCUAAAUCUAGACACGAUGCCCCUGCUAAACGCUAUCAAUCUCAUCAAACUGUAUAUUUCCGAUGACAACAGGAUGGCCAAUGAGUAUGAUUUCAAGAAAGCUCUUGAUCUUCUGGAGUACAUUGACAAGGAGGAUGCAGUGGACAUUCAAGCCCUGAAGUGUGAGAUCUUCUGCAAGGCUCUAAAAAAAGACGACUGGUCCUCUACAGAUGGUUCAGAUGAUCCUCUCGAAGCAGCAAAAGACAGCAUUUUUGUUAAGAUCUUGCAGAAACUCAUUCAAGAAGGUGUUUGUCUUGAGAGUUUUUUGCCAGAUGUCAAGGAUCUGCUUCAGUCUGAAGAGUUGGAGAGACUGACAUCUAAACCAUAUUUUGAGUUUCUUCUGCGUGCAAACUAUGAACAUUACCUUCAAGUCCAAAUGUAAUAUAGA
Scleropages formosus (Asian bonytongue) is the source of this 3559-nucleotide messenger RNA. RefSeq names its product nucleoporin 133 (gene nup133). Gene Ontology annotation, molecular function: structural constituent of nuclear pore; protein binding. The transcript has 26 exons. Gene Ontology annotation, cellular component: nuclear pore outer ring. Bases 131 to 3553 code for a protein of 1140 amino acids. NCBI's taxonomy places the organism in Eukaryota, Metazoa, Chordata, Actinopteri, Osteoglossiformes, Osteoglossidae. Gene Ontology annotation, biological process: transcription-dependent tethering of RNA polymerase II gene DNA at nuclear periphery; protein import into nucleus; poly(A)+ mRNA export from nucleus. The record is from RefSeq and is a predicted model, not a curated record.